This is a messenger RNA of Adineta ricciae, 4326 nucleotides long. The record is from the annotation of a GenBank genome assembly. Lineage: Eukaryota; Metazoa; Rotifera; Eurotatoria; Adinetida; Adinetidae.
AUGGAGUAUGAUAAUCCAAAGAAACACUCUAUUAUGAAAAAUGCUCGCGUACAGACGAAACAAACAGCUAUUCCAUUAAAUCAUGAACUAAGGCGAUAUGAACGACCACCACCUAGCAGAAAUGUUCGUAUACAGACUGAAUUAACAUCGAUUGGCACCGACGAUGAAACGAUGCACUAUCGUCGAAAUCCGAAAAAGAUGCCAGUUCAGAUCGUCUACGAUCCAUCGUAUGUACCGGGUGUAGCGUAUCCAAACUUCAACGAUAAAGACACACUUGUUCAAAACGAUGCAAACGAUACCACAGGUGAUAAGCUCGACAGAGAUCUACGAUCGGAAAAAGACGAUACGACAACACCACCAAGUCAAACAGUCGCAGCCGAACCAACCGAUCUUCCAACAGAACCCAUUCUCGAGUAUGCCGACGAACCACUCCUACCACUAGCUGAAGCAUGUGCUCCUCUCGACACCAUUCUACACAAUCUUUCCUAUUACGUCCAGCUAGCUUUGGAAGAAACACCUCAAGAACCGCCCGAUCAUCUCACCAUCGACGAAAGUGCUGCUAUUCGCUUGUACACCAUCGAAUGGGAUCGACCACAUCGAAGUCUCUAUUCCAUGCUCAACUACACUCUCAAAAAUGAGAACAGAGAAAAACUCCGACCAUACUUCAGGUACAUGAAACUCUUCAUCACCGCUCUUGUCAAACUACCCUGUGUGCCACCACUCACUGUUUGGCGAGGUGUCACAAAAGAUUUGAGUCAAGAGUUUCCACCUGGCACUCCUGUCACCUGGUGGGCCUUCUCAUCCUGUACAACCGAACUGACUGUUCUCGAAAAUAACAUGUAUCUCGGCAACAGUGGAAGUCGAACACUGUUCUCCGUCGAAGUCAUCAAUGGUCGAACAGUUCGUGCACAUUCACAUUUCGUCACCGAAGACGAACUUCUUCUUCUACCUGGCACACACAUGAUAGUUCAGUCACUGUUCAGUCCAGCACCUCAACUACACAUCAUUCACUUGAAACAAGUCAUUCCUGACGAACCUCUUCUCAAGCCACCAUACGAAGGUGCACUGAUAUUUCCGAAAGUGAAAAAGUCUUGGUACAAACAGAAGCGAUUUGUGAUUCCAGUAUGUUUGCUGUUAGCUUUGGCUAUCACAGGUGCUGUGAUUGGUGGUGUUUUAGGAGCCAAAGCUAAACAGGACGCGAAUAAUAGUGGAGUACAACGAUGUACGACACCUUAUCUUAGCCAAGCUAGCAAAUAUGCUACGGGUCGGAAUCCGGUGGCGGCAACCUUAGGGGACUUUAAUAAUGAUUCAAAUUUAGAUAUUGCAGUCAUCAAUCAACAAGAUAAUGAUGUAGUUGUAUUGUUGGGUGAUGGUCAAGGAAACUUUCAAUUUCAAGACACAAUUUAUGCUGGAUCUCAACCAAAUUACGGGAUAUUUUACGACUUCAACGACGAUCAAAAGGAUGAUCUCGUAUGGAGUAAUCCACAAUCAAAUACUGUUAGUUUGAUGAUUAGUAAUGGCGAUGGAACAUUUCAGCAGGCAAUAGAUUAUUCUGUUGGUGAAGUUCCAUCUUUUAUUGUAGUGGAUGAUUUCAACGAUGAUAACACACCAGAUCUAGCUGUGACUAAUAAAGGUUCUAACACCGUUAGUGUGCUAAUCGGUUAUGGAUUUGGAGUGUUUCAGAGUGGAGACGAUGUCGACGUUAGCUCAGCACCCAAGGGCAUUGCCUCAGGUGAUUUCAAUAACGACAGUUUUGUAGAUUUAGUGGUGAUUAAUUCAGGAAACGGAUAUGUUAGCGUUCUACUCGGUUUUGGAAAUGGAUCUUUCAAUGACCAGUCGCUACUUCCGCUCUAUUUGGGUAUAUCGACCGUGGUAGUGGAUGAUUUUAAUAACGAUACAAAGCUCGAUCUAGCAGUCUUGAAUGAUUUUGGUCUCGUGAGCAUUCUAUUCGGAUACGGCAAUGCAAACUUUAGCGCACCAACGAAUUAUUAUAUCGGCAACGCACCUACUGCAAUUAUAGAUGGCUAUUUCAAUAAUGACAGUUAUAUUGACCUCGCAAUGACAAAUUCUGGCGAUGAUACCGUCAGCGUACUGUUGGGUGAAGCUGGCGGCACUUUUCAAACAGCAACAGUGUACAAUGUAAGCGGCAGUCCUUAUGCUUUAGUAUCCCAGGAUUUUAACAGUGAUGGAUUCUAUGAUUUGGCUGUUGCCAAUUACGGAGAUGCUAGCAUUAGUAUCUUAAUGAACUCUCAAAAUGGAACUUUCCAGACACAGGUUAUUUAUAGCGUCGGCGCGCUUCCAAUUAGUAUUGACGCAGGUCUAUGCAAUCGGGAUAACUACAUUGAUAUAAUUAUUUUCAACUACGGUGAUAGUACUAUCAGUCUGAUUUUUGGCACCGGCAAUGGAACAUUUCCUUCAUAUCCAAAAUAUCCAGUUGGAUCCCGUCCCAGCUACAUCAUAUCUGCUGAUUUCAACAACGAUACCAUAUUAGAUAUGGCUGUCACAAAUCAAGGCAGUCAGCAAGUGGGUAUUUUAAUGGGUCUUGGCAACGGGAUAUUUCCCGGAUUUUCCACUUAUCCAACAGAUAAUUCUCCUAGAGCUAUUCUCUCAGGUCACUUCAACAAUGACACACGUUUAGAUGUAGCUGUGAUUACUUCGGACAAUCUCGAUAUAUUCAUAGGAACAAAAAAUGGUGCGUUGGGGCAGAGAACAUCCUAUCCACUUCCUACAAAACCUAUUGCCAUGGUAUCUGGUGACUUCACUGGUGAUAAUCUUACAGAUAUAGCAACAGUAUCUCGUACAGAUAGCUCCAUUACCAUAGUUCUUCAUACUGCCACCAGUUCAUUCAACGAGACUAUACCUGUUAGUAUUCCUAGUCCCGCUUGUGGCAUCACCACAAACUAUUUCAACAGCGACAAUCUACUAGAUCUCGCAGUCACCAGCUGCGACAACAGUACUAUAUACGUUCUUCUUGCCAGUGCACUUGGCACAUUUUCAUCGCCGAUUUCAUAUUCUGUUAGUAGUAGGCCGACCUCGAUUAUAUCUACUUAUAUUGACAAUGACAAAGUCUUUGACUUAGUUGUUGCCAACAGUGCCAACAAUACCGUUAGUCUACUCCUCGGAAAUUCUGACGGAACUUUUCAAGAUCAGAAAACUUAUGCAGUUGGGACGACGCCAAACUUCAUUGCAUCGAACGAUUUCAAUAACGACAGUUUUCAAGAUAUAGUCGUUGUCAACACGGGAAGCAAUUCUGUUAGCGUCUUGUUGAAUGAUAAAAGUGGAUCGUUCAAAACUCAAACAAAAUAUUCAGUUGGCGCUUUUCCAUCAUGUGUGACGACUGGUGACUUCAACUUUGAUAAAAUAGUCGAUUUAAUUGUAACAAACUCUGGAGACAAUUCAUUCGCACUUUUAAUUGGUUCCGGAGAUGGAACUUUUGCGAUACAUUCAGAAUAUGGUACUGGUAAUAUACCUGUAUUUGUUAUAACCAAUGAUUUUAACAACGAUUCACUGUCUGACCUAGCAGUUAUUGCUAGUAAAAGUAAUACUUUUAACUUAUUUACUGGAGACAAAAAGAUUAUCUUUCAAGCACAGCGUGUGUACCCAACUGGCAGUCAACCGGCUUUUGUUCUAGCAAACGAUUUCAAUAAUGAUAAGAUCCUCGAUCUUGCUGUAGCUAACUCAGCUAGUGUCACUGUAACUAUCUUACUGGGCAAAGGAAACGGUUACUUUACUUACGGACAAGAUUUAAAAACUGGAACCUCGACAAGUUGUUUAGCAGCAAAUGACUUUAAUCAGGAUAAAAAAGUAGAUCUUGUUGUGAUUAAUUAUAGCGCAAAUAGUAUUGGAGUGUGGUUAGGGUCAGGCAAUGGGACAUUUACAUUGAAACAAACCUACAAAGUUGGUUCAUAUCCCGUAUUUAUUACAACGAAUGAUUUCAACCGUGACAACUUCGUUGAUCUAGCUGUAACCAAUAAGAAUCAAGAUAAUUUCUAUGUCUUUUUUGGAAAGGGUGAUGGGACUUUCCGUUUAUCUACUACAAAUUUCACAGUUGGCACCAGUCCAUUGUCGAUCAUAUCGUAUGAUUUUAAUAAUGAUACGUAUGCCGAUUUAGCAGUAACCAACUUUGUUAGCAAUGAUAUAAACAUCUUUCUUGGUAAUGGCGAUGAAACAUUUGAAGGUAUCUCAGAAAUUUCAACUGGCAACGAUCCUACUUCAGUCGUAGCUGGUGAUCUCAAUCAUGAUACCAGACUGGAUUUAGUUUCGUUGAACACACUUGACGGAGCACUAUCUAUUUUUAUCAAUUCGUGUAAAAAAGUAAACAAAUAG